Messenger RNA from Cantharellus anzutake, 1170 nucleotides. Its product is annotated as Alpha/Beta hydrolase protein. The record is from RefSeq and is a predicted model, not a curated record. Lineage: Eukaryota; Fungi; Basidiomycota; Agaricomycetes; Cantharellales; Hydnaceae. The transcript has 10 exons. The coding region runs from base 1 to 1170 and encodes 389 amino acids. Gene Ontology annotation, molecular function: epoxide hydrolase activity. Gene Ontology annotation, biological process: epoxide metabolic process.
AUGGCAUCCAAACUUGAUUUGAAAUUGAUCAACCCGGCUCGGUAUGAGCAGUGGAAGACCGCCCUCAAGUGCGAAACGUAUCCUGAUGAGACACUCAAUUUCUCGUCCGAAGAGUCUGACUUGGAAUUGGGCGUGAAUCUGAAGCAGUUGAAGGAUUGGAAGGCAGCUCUAGAAAAGUUGGACGUGCAUAAGUUGGAGGAAGAGAUAAAGCAGUUUGAGCACUACACAGCAAGGAUUGAGGAUUGCCGUGUACAUUUCAUUCAUGAGCGGAGUGGAAAUCCGAACGCCGUCCCUAUCCUUAUUCUGCACGGCUGGCCCGGCACCUUUUGGGAUUUCAAGAAGAUCAUCAAACCAUUGGCCCACCCCAUCGAUCCCAAUCACCCUUCGUUUCAUGUCGUUGCGCCCUCAUUGCCGGGCUAUGGGUUCUCAUCGCUUCCGCGAACCCGCAAGUUUACUACAGUGGAUAUCGCUAGAAUCUUCGACACCCUUAUGACUAAGGUUUUGGGCUACUCGAGAUACUUUGGCCAGGGCGGGGACUGGGGUGCUCACAUCCUGCGAGCAACUGCGGAGCAUCACUCGGACAACGCCCCGUUCAUACAUUUCAAUAUGUUCUACUGCGCGGAACCAAACUGGGUGGCUGAUGCUGAGAAGGGUAGAUUCUGGGGCCUUAACGAGACGGAAAUCAAUGCUUUGCGAAGAGCGGACGAGUUCAUCGAGUUCGGAAAGGGAUAUUCCGCCAUUCAGAGCACCAAGGCGAGAUAUACUGUAGGUGUUUCCCCUCUUGCCCUACUGGCUUACAUCGGCGAGAAGAUGCAAGCCUGGUCUGAUCCUGACCUUUGGGAUGUCAACAAUCUUCUUGAAACCGUGGCAAUAUAUUACUUCACAGAGAGUUUCCACACUUCCGUCAUGAUUUACCUUCAGAAUGAUGACAUCAGGGCUGCCUUUGUAAGCCCUUCUUCAUGGGGAAAAUUAAAGUCCAAAUUAGGGAUAAGCGCGUUCCCCUACGAGAUUGUGAUACAUCCUCGUUCGUGGAUCGAGAACUGCGGCUCCGUGGUGCAGUACAACACUCAUACUAGGGGUGGUCACUUUCCAGCACUCGACAACCCCGACGCACUGAUUGCUGACCUCCGGGAAUUGAUAACCGCGUAUUGGCCGGCCGAUAACAAGUAA